Cyclopterus lumpus (lumpfish) is the source of this 9279-nucleotide messenger RNA. RefSeq names its product acetyl-CoA carboxylase alpha (gene acaca). The record is from RefSeq and is a predicted model, not a curated record. Gene Ontology annotation, biological process: fatty acid biosynthetic process. The coding region runs from base 394 to 7689 and encodes 2431 amino acids. The transcript is spliced from 55 exons. Gene Ontology annotation, molecular function: acetyl-CoA carboxylase activity; ATP binding; metal ion binding. NCBI's taxonomy places the organism in Eukaryota, Metazoa, Chordata, Actinopteri, Perciformes, Cyclopteridae.
UCAUCUCAGAUUAUGUCUGUCUGUUAGUGCGUUGACGAGUCGGCCACACUGUCCCGGUGCCACCACCGGGUGACUGUAUGAGCUACUUCCGUGCACCGGCCGACAGCUAUCGGUUACGGUACUAGCAUCUAUCUGCGGGUUUUGAGUGAGGAAGCUAGCUUUGACGUGACAGCUGAACGUCCGCCGGUGAUUGGUUGACUUCACGCUAACCGUUGGCUAGCUCGACGUCAUUGUCGUGAACGUGACGUGGUUGGAGUCCGAAGUGCGCGGAACCAUCGCGUGAUGUCCCCCCCUGGCUCGCGUUAGCGGGGUGUGUGGCCGCAGUGCUCUGCUUUUUCUGGGUACCGCGAGCAGCUAUCGAUAGCACUCGCAGCCUGUUCGUGUCGCCUCGCCAUGGCUCAGCAGGACGGCGCUGCCAAGAAGAACCCUGCGGUGACGGCGUUGCACUCGCACUUCACUGUGGGUUCGGUAUCGGAGGAGAACUCUGAGGAUGAGAUCCCGGGGAAGCCCGGCUUGCAGCUGGAGGAGAGGGAGACCCGCUCCUCGUCGCCAUCCUCUGACAGCUCGAGCAGCACCUUUGAAAUGGGAUUCGACCACAUUGAUGGACCCUCGAACAAUCUAAGCGGUGGUACGAAUGGCUGUUGCGUUCUUCGCCCUGACAGGCCAAGCAUGUCAGGGCUGCACCUAGUGAAGCAAGGCAGAGAUCGCCGGCGUAUUGAUCUCCAGAGAGACUUCACCGUGGCCUCUCCCGCGGAAUUUGUCACCCGCUUUGGUGGCAACAAGGUCAUCGAGAAGGUGCUUAUUGCCAACAAUGGUAUUGCGGCGGUCAAAUGCAUGCGCUCCAUCCGGCGCUGGGCCUAUGAGAUGUUUCGCAAUGAAAGGGCAAUCCGCUUUGUCGUAAUGGUGACCCCAGAGGACCUUAAGGCCAAUGCAGAGUACAUCAAAAUGGCAGAUCAUUACGUGCCCGUGCCAGGAGGGACGAAUAAUAACAACUAUGCCAACGUUGAGCUCAUUCUGGACAUUGCGAAACGGAUACCUGUUCAGGCCGUGUGGGCUGGGUGGGGUCAUGCCUCAGAGAACCCCAAACUCCCAGAGCUGCUUCACAAGAAUGGCAUUGCUUUCAUGGGUCCCCCGAGUCAGGCUAUGUGGGCUCUGGGAGACAAGAUUGCUUCGUCCAUCGUGGCUCAGACAGCUGGCAUUCCUACCCUGCCCUGGAGCGGUUCAGGCCUCACAGUGGAUUGGACAGAGAGCAACCAAAAGAAGAAGAUCAUCAAUGUUCCUGCUGACGUGUUUGAGCUCGGCUGCAUCCAGGAUGUGGAGGAUGGCCUGAAAGCUGCGGAGAAAGUCGGUUACCCCGUCAUGGUGAAGGCCUCGGAGGGAGGCGGAGGCAAAGGCAUCCGUAAAGUCAACUGUGCUGACGAUUUCCCUAAUCUCUUCAGACAGGUCCAGGCAGAAGUCCCAGGAUCACCUAUUUUCGUCAUGCAGCUAGCCAAGCACGCCCGCCACCUAGAGGUCCAGAUCUUGGCCGAUCAAUACGGCAAUGCCAUUUCCCUGUUUGGGAGAGACUGCUCUGUGCAGCGACGGCACCAGAAAAUUAUAGAGGAGGCUCCUUCCACCAUCGCCCCCUCUGACGUGUUUGAGGAUAUGGAAAGGUGUGCAGUGAAGCUGGCUAAGAUGGUGGGGUACGUCAGUGCAGGUACGGUGGAGUACCUCUACAGCCAGGAUGGCAGCUUCUACUUCCUGGAGCUCAACCCUCGUCUGCAGGUGGAACACCCCUGCACCGAGAUGGUGGCCGACGUCAACUUGCCUGCUGCCCAGCUGCAGAUUGCUAUGGGUAUACCUCUUCAAAGGAUAAAAGACAUCAGGAUGCUCUAUGGGGUCCAGCCGUGGGGAGACUCUCACAUUGACUUCGAGGGCCUGUCGACAGCCCCCUCCCCCCGGGGACAUGUCAUCGCAGCACGCAUCACCAGUGAAAACCCUGAUGAGGGUUUCAAGCCGAGCUCCGGCACAGUGCAAGAGCUGAAUUUCCGGAGCAAUAAGAACGUGUGGGGCUACUUCAGCGUGGCAGCGGCUGGAGGGCUGCAUGAGUUUGCAGACUCCCAGUUUGGACACUGUUUCUCUUGGGGAGAGAAUCGUGAAGAAGCCAUCUCCAACAUGGUGGUGGCUCUGAAGGAGUUGUCCAUCAGAGGAGACUUCAGGACCACAGUGGAAUACCUCAUCAAGCUGCUGGAGACUGAAAGCUUUCAGCACAACACCAUUGACACCGGCUGGCUGGACAGGCUUAUCUCAGAGAAGAUGCAGGCGGAGCGUCCCGAUACCAUGCUGGGAAUUGUGAGCGGGGCUCUUCAUGUGGCCGAUGUCAAUCUCAGGAACAGCGUGUCCAACUUUCUGCAUUCUCUGGAAAGGGGCCAGGUGCUGCCAGCACACACACUUCUCAACACGGUGGACGUGGAGCUGAUCUAUGAAGGUACCAAGUACGUCCUGACGGUGACCCGCCAGUCUCCCAACUCCUACGUGGUCAUCAUGAACCACUCCGCUGCUGAGGUGGACGUCCAUCGGCUCAGUGACGGAGGGCUUUUACUGUCUUAUGAUGGAAGCAGCUACACCACCUACAUGAAGGAGGAGGUGGACAGGUAUCGCAUCACGAUUGGGAACAAGACUUGUGUUUUUGAAAGAGAGAAUGAUCCUUCGCUGCUGCGAUCUCCUUCAGCAGGAAAGCUCAUCCAGUACACAGUCGAGGAUGGCGGCCACGUGUUUUCUGGCCAGUGCUAUGCUGAGAUAGAGGUGAUGAAGAUGGUGAUGACUCUAACGGCUUUGGAGUCUGGUUGUAUUCACUAUGUGAAGAGGGUUGGAGCAGCACUGGAGCCCGGCUGUGUCAUUUCCAAGCUACAACUGGAUGACCCCAGUCGAGUGCAACAGGCUGAGCUGCACACGGGGCCCCUACCUAUUAUCCAGGCAGUGGCUCUGAGAGGGGAGAAGCUGCACAGAGUCUUCCACAACACGCUGGAUCAUCUUGUUCACAUUAUGAAUGGCUACUGUCUACCUGAGCCUUUCUUCAGCGCUAAGUUGAAAGACUGGGUGGAGAGGUUGAUGAAAAACAUGCGCGACCCCUCUCUGCCGCUGUUGGAGCUUCAAGACAUCAUGACCAGUGUGUCGGGUCGCAUCCCCCCUGCUGUGGAGAAGUCCAUCAAGAAGGAGAUGGCUCAGUACGCCAGCAACAUCACCUCGGUGCUCUGCCAGUUCCCCAGCCAGCAGAUUGCAAACAUCCUGGACAGCCAUGCUGCUACUCUGAACAAGAAGUCCGAGAGAGAAGUCUUCUUCAUGAACACGCAAAGCAUCGUUCAGCUGGUGCAGAAGUAUCGCAGCGGCAUCAGAGGUCACAUGAAGGCCGUGGUGAUGGACUUGCUCAGACAGUACCUGAAAGUAGAGAUCCAGUUUCAGAAUGGACACUAUGACAAGUGUGUGUUCGCGCUGCGUGAGGAAAACAAGGGCGACAUGGCAAACGUGCUCAACUACAUCUUCUCCCAUGCUCAAGUCACCAAGAAGAACCUGCUGGUUACCAUGCUGAUUGAUCAGCUGUGUGGCCGUGAUCCCACGCUGACGGAUGAACUGAUGGCCAUCUUGACUGAACUCACCCAGCUCAGCAAGACGACCAACGCCAAGGUGGCACUGCGAGCCCGGCAGGUGUUGAUCGCUUCCCACCUCCCCUCUUAUGAGCUACGACACAACCAGGUGGAGUCCAUCUUCCUCUCUGCCAUUGAUAUGUAUGGCCACCAAUUCUGCAUCGAGAACCUGCAGAAACUCAUCCUUUCAGAAACGUCCAUCUUUGACGUUCUGCCCAACUUCUUCUACCACAGUAAUCAGGUGGUCAGGAUGGCUGCCCUUGAGGUGUACGUUCGCAGAGCAUACAUCGCCUAUGAGCUCAACAGCGUCCAGCAUCGCCAGCUGAGGGACAACACGUGUAUCGUAGAGUUCCAGUUCAUGCUUCCCACCUCGCACCCCAACAGAGGGAACAUCCCCACUCUAAACAGGAGAAUGUCUGCUCCGGUCCUGGACUUUGCAAGAGGAGCGGACACUAGAUUACAGACCACUAAACUCCAGGACCUUAAAGAUAGUAGAUCUAAGGAUGAUAAAGCUGACAAGAAAAAUGCCGCCGAUUCGGAAUCUGCGGACAGGAUGUCAUUCUCCUCCAACCUGAACCACUACGGCAUGUUGCACAUCGGCAGCGUCAGCGACGUUCUGCUUGACGCGUCCUUCACGCCACCUUGCCAGCGCAUGGGAGCCAUGGUCGCUUUCCGCUCAUUCCAGGAGUUCAGCAGGAACGUAAACGACGUUCUGAGCUGCUUCUCUGACUCUCCUCCGCCAAGUCCAACCUUCCCAGAAGGAGGCAAUCCUGUCCUCUACGGGGAAGAGGAGAACAAGAGCGUCGUUGACGAGCCUAUCCAUAUCCUGAACGUGGCCAUAAAGACGGACAGCGACAUUGAUGACGACGGCCUGGCAGCCGUAUUCAGGGAGUUUACUCACUCAAAGAAAUCUAUGCUGUGUGAACACGGCAUCCGUCGGCUGACUUUCCUUGUGGCCCAGGAGGAUUUCAGGAAGCAAGUCAACUGUGAGGUGGACCAAAGGUUUCAUAGGGAAUUCCCCAAGUUUUUCACAUUCCGUGCCAGAGACAAGUUUGAGGAGGACAGGAUCUACCGCCAUUUGGAGCCGGCACUGGCGUUCCAGUUGGAGCUCAACCGCAUGCGCAAUUUUGCCCUCUCUGCCAUCCCGUGUGCCAACCACAAGAUGCACUUGUACGUGGGUGCUGCCCGUGUGGAGGCGGGCACAGAGGUUACGGACUACCGGUUCUUUGUGCGAGCCAUCAUCCGCCACUCCGAUCUGGUCACGAAGGAGGCCUCUUUCGAAUACCUUCACAAUGAGGCAGAGCGUCUGCUGCUGGAGGCCAUGGAUGAGCUGGAGGUGGCUUUCAACAACACGACUGUACGAACUGACUGCAAUCAUAUCUUCCUCAAUUUUGUCCCAACAGUCAUCAUGGACCCAUCUAAGAUUGAGGAGUCCGUGCGCUCCAUGGUGAUGCGUUACGGCAGCCGUCUGUGGAAGCUGCGUGUCCUGCAGGCUGAACUGAAAAUUAACAUCCGCCUGACACCAACUGGAAAGCAAAUCCCCAUCCGCCUCUUCCUCACCAAUGAAUCGGGCUACUACCUGGACAUCAGCCUGUACAAGGAGGUCACUGAUUCCCGAACGGGACAGGUGGGGCCCAAAGACCGACAGAUCAUGUUCCAAGCAUAUGGAGACAAGCAAGGGCCGCUGCAUGGCAUGCUGAUCAACACCCCCUAUGUGACCAAGGACCUGCUGCAGUCUAAGCGCUUCCAGGCACAGACUCUGGGCACCACCUAUGUCUAUGACUUUCCAGAAAUGUUCAGACAGGCUCUGAAAAAGCUGUGGCACUCUUUCCAGACCUUCGCCCACUUACCCAAAUGCCCCCUUCCCUCUGAGCUGCUCACCUUCACAGAGCUGGUUCUCGAUGCCCAAGGUCAGCUGGUGCAGAUGAACAGACUGCCUGGGGGCAACGAGAUUGGCAUGGUGGCGUGGCGGAUGACCCUGCGCACGCCAGAAUAUCCAGCGGGACGUGAGAUCAUCGUCAUAAGUAACGACAUCACGCACAAGAUCGGCUCAUUUGGGCCCCAGGAGGACAUAUUGUUCCUGCGGGCUUCAGAGAUGGCACGGGAGAGCGGCAUCCCGCGGAUCUACAUCGCAGCCAACAGUGGCGCUCGCAUUGGGCUGGCGGAGGAAAUCAGACACAUGUUCCACGUGGCCUGGCUGGAUACAGCUGACCCUUAUAAGGGAUUCAAGUAUCUCUACCUCACACCUCAGGAUUACAAGAAAGUUUCCGCCCUGAACUCUGUGCAUUGUGAACAUGUGGAGGAUGAGGGAGAAUCCAGGUACAAGAUCACUGACAUCAUUGGAAAAGAUGACGGGCUGGGUGUGGAGAAUCUGAAAGGGUCAGGAAUGAUUGCUGGAGAAUCCUCUCUGGCUUAUGACGAGAUCAUCACCAUGAACCUGGUCACGUGCAGAGCCAUAGGGAUUGGGGCGUAUCUGGUGAGGCUUGGACAGAGAACCAUCCAAGUGGACAACUCUCACAUUAUCCUUACUGGAGCGGCAGCACUCAACAAGGUGCUGGGCAGGGAAGUGUACACAUCGAACAACCAACUUGGCGGCAUUCAAAUCAUGCACAACAACGGCGUGACGCACACUACCGUUUGUGACGACUUUGAGGGAGUCUUCGCGCUUCUGGCGUGGCUCUCCUACAUGCCCAUGUGUAAAUCUAGUCCAGUGCCAAUCCUCUGCGCCAAGGAUCCCGUGGAUCGGCUGGUGGAUUUUGUGCCUACAAAGACUCCGUAUGACCCUCGCUGGAUGCUAGCAGGACGUCCCAGCCAGAGUGAGUGUCCAGAGGAAUCUUUUCAUGGAAACCGUUCUGCUCCAAAGGGUUCCUGGCAGAGUGGCUUUUUUGACCAGGGCUCCUUCAUGGAGAUCAUGCAGCCGUGGGCUCAGAGUGUGGUGGUCGGCAGAGCCAGACUGGGCGGGAUACCUACUGGGGUGGUCGCCGUGGAAACCAGGUCAGUGGAGCUGUCGAUCCCAGCCGAUCCAGCUAAUUUGGACUCUGAUGCAAAGAUCAUCCAGCAGGCCGGACAGGUGUGGUUCCCAGAUUCUGCCUUCAAAACAGCCCAGGCCAUUAAGGACCUAAACAGAGAGGGUCUACCUCUUAUGGUGUUUUCUAACUGGAGGGGCUUCUCUGGAGGAAUGAAAGAUAUGUACGACCAGGUGCUGAAGUUUGGGGCCUACAUUGUGGACGGGCUGAGGGAGUACAAGCAGCCGGUACUGGUUUAUAUCCCACCCCAUGCUGAGCUGAGGGGAGGAUCCUGGGUGGUUAUCGAUCCCACCAUCAACCCACGUCACAUGGAGAUGUACGCUGACAAGGACAGCCGGGGUGGUGUUUUGGAGCCCGAAGGCACAGUGGAGAUCAAAUUCAGGAGGAAGGACCUGGUAAAGACCAUGAGAAGAGUGGAUCCAGUCUACACAAGCCUGGCUGAAAGACUGGGAACGCCAGAGCUGAGUCCCCCCGAUCGUAAAGAGCUGGAGAGCCAGCUGAAGGAGCGUGAGGAGUUCCUCCUGCCAAUCUACCACCAGGUGGCCGUGCAGUUUGCGGACCUCCACGACACCCCAGGUCGCAUGCAAGAGAAAGGCGUCAUAACGGAUAUCCUUGAUUGGCAAACGUCCCGUCAGUUCUUCUACUGGCGCCUGCGGCGUCUGCUGCUGGAGGACACGGUGAUGAAGAAGAUCCAAGAGGCCAACAGCGAGCUGACCGACGGCCAGAUCCAGGCAAUGCUGCGCCGCUGGUUUGUGGAGGCCGAGGGGGCCGUCAAGGCCUAUCUGUGGGAUGACAAUGAAGAGGUGGUGGCAUGGCUGGAGAAGCAAAUAGCUGAAGAAGAGGGCGCGAGGUCCGUCGUCGACGAGAACAUCAAGUACAUCCGCCGAGAUCACAUCCUCAAGCAGAUACGCAGCCUCGUUCAAGCCAAUCCAGAGGUUGCCAUGGAUUCUAUCGUGCACAUGACCCAGCACAUAUCGCCCACACAGAGAGCCGAGGUGGUGCGCAUCCUGUCCACGAUGGAGACGUCGGCCUCCUCCUAGUGGGAGCCCGGCCUCUCUUCCCCCUCCUGGCUGAAGCCCAGCUCGGGACGCGGCCGCAGCCAAACGGAGCCCGGCUCAGCCAGACCUGCUCCCGACCGGGACCGGGGCUGGAAACCCACGGCUGGAAACCCACGGCUGGAGGAGCCAACACGAUGGGCCUCGGCAGCUGCCAGGUUACUGAUGAAUCGUUGGCUAUGAUUCUCACUAAGCAAGAGUUCAGAUGACUUGACAUCAAGUAUGACCUUUUGUAAAAUGUCUUAUGUGCGCCAGAUGAAUUAGUGUAAUUUGCAUUCAAGUGCAAUUGGGGAAAAAUGGUGUAAGAAAAUAUCUAUCGACUAAUAUGUAAUAAUAUGUUUUGGGGUUUACACAGUUGGCCCAAGUGGAUGUGGAUGCUUCCAUAAAACAACAAUGCAUUUAGAAUGUUUUUGUCAUAUAAAAAAAAAAUGCACCAUGGUUUGUGACAUAUGCUUGUUGAGAUUCGCAAGUGUUUUGAUGACCAAGUUGACAAUGACAACACAUUGCUGCAGGCAUUAGCGCGAAAGGGGGUUUUACACUCCUAAGUAGGGAGCACUUAGUUACUGAACAAAGACGGGGAACACGACAACAGAGUUGGACAGGAGAGCCCAGCAGGGAGCAGGGACGAGUUCCCUUUUAGACCCCGACCGUGUCACAGUUACCCUGCAGCGAGCGCCGGGCAGCUCGCCUCACAACAAAACCACAGCUGUCCCUUCUGUUCGCACAGCACACGCAUGCUGCUCGAGUCGCACUCUGCUGCUUACUGCUCCCUCACACGUUUGCACCCGGAAUCAAAGCUGCCGUUUUUAACUGGUGCGUCUCGCACAUACACACAGGUACACGCGCAAAGUGUUACAAAAAGUAAUAAAUACAGAGAUUAUAAUCGCUCAAAUGAGCAUUAAUAACUGACAGUGGAUAAUGGCGUUCUUCUUUAGAAAAAAAAAAAGGUUUAUUGUUUUUUUUUUUCUUUUGGCAACUUGUGGUUGCUCCUAAAACUUUUAUUUUAAUUUGUUUUACUAAAGAAUCAUUUGUCAAUAUGCGCUAAUUGGAUGGCUAAAUCACUAAACGUCUGUGAAAGAGCAAAAGCUACUGUUUACUGGAUUUACAUGUUACAUAAAAUGUGUUGUCUAAUUUUCAAUGCAAUUCACACUAACUGUUCUAUUUAAAGUUUGUACCUUUUUAUGUAUAUGAAAAUGUUACUUAUUUUUAUUAUUCAUUUUUGGACAACUCUGUUUGAAUCACAUACUACUUCAUAGCUUUAGUGUGCUGAAUGUGAGGGGGAGGAUGAUGAUGAUGAUGAUGAUGAUGACAAUCGAGUACAUACUAGUCGGAGAACGGCGCCAUGAUGUUGAUUUCUAUCCUAUAGAUCAGCGUGUCAUACACUCUCCAGAAAAUGCAACGUCAGCAAUGUGAAAUGGCUCUGUGGUCAGUGCUGUGCCUUUUUAUGUGACUGUAUAGACAUGUAGCCCAGUUGCUUUAUAAGUAACUGGUUGUUUCCUUUUCAAGGAUGGAGAACAAUUGACAGUGAUGAGCUCUAACUGUGUCUGUAAAUGUAAUAAAACUUACCCAACUUGG